CAUGAUUUCAGGGACAGCUGUUUUUUUAGAAUAUUAAGCAUUGAUUUUUAAAACAUUUCAUAUUUGUCUGUGUACCAAUUUAUUGUCAGGGUGUAACUUUUAAUGCAUUGGGAAGAAAUGGGAAUCUUUACAGCAUUUUCCUUGUUUUGUGUAAAUAUGCUGUGUUUAUUUGCACUCUUAUUUCCAACAGUGUUAUUUUCUUUAUUGGUUUACAUUCAUCCUUGUACAUACAGAUUGAGAUAAGACCUAAGGUUCUCUCGCUUCCUUCCUACAUCCUUCCUGGAAGUUCACUUUUAUCAUUGUCACAAGUGGUUAGAGAGGGGGGAGAGAGAAGAAAGAAGUUACACUGCACUCAGUUCACAUUUUAAGAAUAAUCAAGUCUUCAUAAAAUUUCUGUAGAUCCAAGUGUUUUAAAAGACAAGGACAUGUAUUAUUUGGGACACUUUUCCCUUGAUUAGAUCAACACAAGUUCUCUGUUCCCAGGCCCUUUGCUGUGUAAGCACCCAUUUAAGAUAAACCACGCCAUCAACAUCUCCAUCAUGAAUGGCUUUUUUGAUUUUGCCCGUAAAGAGGGCUUUCCUACACAAUUCCCUGCAAACAAAACUGCAGUUACUGUGGAUGUUCUUGAAGCAGGUUUGAUCUUGGCAUCUGUGAUGCUGAUACUUUGUUUCUACAUGAUCAUUCCAGGUUUCAGGAGAAAAUAUCAACCUGUUAUUUUUGUGCGAGUGACAUUGAGUCUACUUAUUGGUGCCAUAUUGAUUACCAGUAACUUUGGACAAGCUUGGGAAGUUGGUGAAAUUACUACACACACAUCAUACAAAGCAGGAGCAAAAGAGGAAAUCCUUGCAACUGUCGGUGUCAGACUUGGACUACGUUCAGUAAAUGUCACCCUGUUGCAAACAGAAGAUAAAAAGAAUAGCAAGUUGCCAGGAGAAAAGAUUGACUACAAUGAAAGAUUCUGGUGGACAUGGGAUCAAGGACUUUUUGGCUUUGGGCCAUAUGCUGGUGUACUGCAGCAAAGUUUUAGACAAGCUCAAAAUCGUGGUCUGCCACUGCCAAUCCUAUGGGUAGUUGACUACUUCACUAUGGAUGGAGAAGGUCUUCGGUAUGGACGUCAUUAUCGUACUGCAGGCUGGUAUGCUCACAUUGCAAUGUGGGCUGCCUUUCCAUGUUGGCUUCUGGCAAACGUUUUGUUCAUAUCAGUAAUUCGAUAUGGAGCAUAUUUUUCUGCCCUAACAGGUGCAUUACAAUUACUAGCCUGUCUUUUGUGGGUAGUUGUCAGGAACCCAAAUCCAUUAAUAAUACCAUUUGAAGCUGGUAAUAUUACCACCAAGUAUGGGAUACAUUUCUGGCUCACACUCAUAUCAGGUACAGCAUGUGUCAUAAUUGGAAUUGUGAUCGUGUUUUUUGAUCUGCGGUACCCAGAUGAUAUUGCUCUUUUCUUUGGGAUAGAUCCACUUGCAGAUUAUGAAGAAUAUCACUUAACUGCCAGUGAAUUAGCAGUUGUACGCCAGAAAGUUUAUUCAGAAGUUGUACGCCAGAAAGUUUAUUCAGAUAUUGGAAUGGUUGAAUUUGCAAAUCCUGAUGUGCCAGAUACUGAUAAAACACAGCCAGCUACUCGGUGUGUAUUGAAGAGGCGGACAACAGUUAGAGUGGCUCAGAAAUCCCUGUUUCGAAAACCAACAACUACUGCUGAGGAUGAAAAUGAAAUACCACUUUAUCUUAAUGUUCCUCGUCAAGGCUGAACAUUUAUCAUGAGUGUCAGAGUAACUAUCAAGAAUUGGUUCAGUCUCUCAUCUGUGCCACAGUUGCCUCUUUUAGAGUGCAGUGGCUGACUACCCCAAUACAGCUUCCUUCCAGGUACAGAAACACACUAAAAGAUAACACAGCAAUUCACAGCCAACCCAACUGCUUGCAGAAUAAAAUGAACUGUUGCACAAUUAUGGCAAGUGAUAAAAUCUCUAUUCAAAGACUUUCAUUCACGAGUUGCUGGAGGUUGCUACCGGAUUUGACACCAACAGCAAACAGCAUACUGACUCACGUGCACCUGAGCUGGACAUCACUCCUAAGAUAUCAUACAGCUGUCUUCACAGUUUUGAUACUGAAGCUACAGUCAUAUUCCUCUUAUUUUGCAGAAUUAAUAAUAGGAAAUUUGAUGAUAAACCAUAUAAUUCUGAAGUAAUGUAUACCAAGCAGUAUAUGUAAAGACUACUUACAUCACCUUCACAUACAGGUAAAUAAAUUUUCUUAAUAAUAAUAUAUUUUUAUUUCGAGUUUUCAACUUAAAAAUACAGUAAACAGAAUGUAAUUAUUGAUGCUUUUCACUUUAUCACUGUUAAGAAGGCAACUGAAACCAGCUGAGACAUUGAUCAUCAGAAGUAUGCUAGAAAUCCAAAUAUUGUCACAUAGUUAAAAAUAUAUACUAGCAGAAUAAGUUAUGGUAUUAUGUUUGGAUUUGGUUGUUCUUUUUAUAAUGAAUGUGGAAUCCAAUUGUACAUAUUGAAUGACACUCCACAUUGAACUCCAACACAGAUAAAAAUGAAAUUAUUACUGUUAGAAUUAAUGUAGCAUAAGAAUUACAAGGAUAUGAAAUUAA
This is a messenger RNA of Zootermopsis nevadensis, 2596 nucleotides long. NCBI's taxonomy places the organism in Eukaryota, Metazoa, Arthropoda, Insecta, Blattodea, Termopsidae. The record is from RefSeq and is a predicted model, not a curated record.